AUGACAUCGAGUAGUGGAUUAUCGGACGAAAAGCUAACUGCGCUUUCUUCCGUGUACGUCUCGUGUCUUAGCUUAAGUUUAAUUGGGAGCUGCUCUGUUAUAGUGGUAACAAUUUUAAAGCAAAGAAAUCUCAAGGAACAGGCUAAGCCUCUGUUCCAGCUGGCUCUUGCAGAUUUCUUGGCUACCUUUGUCUUGUUUCUUACAACUCUGAUUAACUUGUCUCCUAAAGUUGUGCACAAAAGUGAAUUGCUGUGCAGCGAUGGAUUGCCUUUGUCUCUAACAUUUUAUUGUAUCUCUUUCCUUCUUGUCAUCAUUUAUGCCUUUAAGUCAGCACAUACUGCUCAGGGAUGGAGGGAGCAAGGCCAAGAAGAGUACAGUCGCCAGUACAGGAGGUGUACGCUUGAUCAUCUUUAUAUCUUUGCAUGGAUCCUCCCUGUUAUUGGAUAUGUGGUCUACAUCAGCAGCAUCACUUUUCCACUAUCAUUUGUUAUUUCAAACCCAUUAGAAGGUUUUAGUUAUGAAGAAAGUGGCUGGUAUAACAGCAGUUUCUGCAACAGCUGCAUUCUCUUUCUUCACUUACACAUUGAGGAUACUCUAUGUUCUACUGUGCUGGUGUAUUGGAAGUUCCAGAGUUGGUACAGGCAUUUUGAACAGGAUGGCAGGAGAUGUGUAGGCAGAGUUUGGUCCUCAGCCAGCUAUAUGAUCCUUGUCAUCAUCUUCUGCUGGACUCCUGCUCUUAUUGUGAUUGGUGUAUCAUUUGUAUACUCUAACACAGAAAGACUGUUUCCGCUCUUUGUCAUACAGGCGAUAUCAGUUUCGCUGCAGGGAUUCCUCAACAGCAUUGUCUAUGGCUGGAGACGACGUAACUUCAGAGAAGCUGUGUUCACAGAGAGAUUACAUCUGCUGUCUUACGUAAACCAAGCCUUCUAUGAUCAGUCCUUGGCACUAGAAAGGGAAAAUGAAGAAAAUUCCCACUCAGCACGCUGA
Molecule: messenger RNA, 987 nt
Organism: Trichomycterus rosablanca
Lineage: Eukaryota; Metazoa; Chordata; Actinopteri; Siluriformes; Trichomycteridae
Exons: 11
Coding region: 1-987 (328 amino acids)
Biological process (GO): adenylate cyclase-activating G protein-coupled receptor signaling pathway
Cellular component (GO): plasma membrane
Molecular function (GO): G protein-coupled receptor activity
Source: RefSeq, a predicted model, not a curated record